Molecule: messenger RNA, 867 nt
Organism: Scatophagus argus
Lineage: Eukaryota; Metazoa; Chordata; Actinopteri; Scatophagidae
Product: cytochrome c oxidase assembly protein COX20, mitochondrial
Exons: 4
Coding region: 155-511 (118 amino acids)
Biological process (GO): mitochondrial respiratory chain complex IV assembly
Cellular component (GO): mitochondrion; mitochondrial inner membrane
Source: RefSeq, a predicted model, not a curated record
UCAACCCCCUUUCCAGUCGGACUAAUAGCGGACGGACCCAGACGGUAGUUGCAGCGCAUGCGUCAAUGUGUAUAUGGUUAGGUUUAUGCAAUGAUAAGGUUUUCAAGGUACGUGUAGUUGAGUCUUUACACAAGGAGACCAGUACAGCUAUACAAUGACAGGAGAAGGAGAGGACACCAAGAAUAAGGGUUUCAGGCUGCUUGGGAUUCUUGAUGUCCAGAACACUCCGUGUGCCAGAGACGCAAUCCUGCAUGGAGUUGGGGGGUCAGUAGCUGCUGGCCUGCUCCACUUUCUGGCCACCAGUCGGGUGAGGAGGUCUUUCGACGUGGGGUUUGCAGGCUUUGUGGUGACUACGCUCGGGUCCUGGUUUUACUGCAGGAUGACCAACGCUAAGAUUCGUGUGCAGCAGAGGAUCAUUCAGGAUGGCCUCAAGAACAAAGUGGUGUAUGAAGGGACCCUUUUAGACCCCACAAAGAAACCCAAAGCAGAAACCCCAUCAGGGCCUUCGUGACCUCCAGCACUGACCCUCCUCUGCUCUGUGAGGGCGGGCUGCUGAAGGGAGGGGAGGCGCUGCUGGGGUCCUGCAGAGACUUUACAACCAUUUUUUUGGAAAGAGCGGCCUCAAAUGCACACAUAACAGGAGGAGGAUUUCAGGAUUUUAUAGGUUUUAUGUUUGUCUGACAGCUUAGGACACAUCGAAUCCAAAACAUUAGAUCUCGUAGAGUCAACGAACUGGACGCGACUUCACGUGUGACAUGCUGGAACGUUUCUGUCGUAGGGCGUUGAAUGAGCCUUUAAACUCACCUGAAACCGUGCUGUGAUCAUUUAAUAUUUAAAAGUGGAAAAUAAAUUGUGUUCUGUAUCAUA